This is a messenger RNA of Loxodonta africana (African savanna elephant), 5681 nucleotides long. RefSeq names its product paired mesoderm homeobox protein 2B-like. The transcript is spliced from 7 exons. Bases 1 to 474 code for a protein of 157 amino acids. NCBI's taxonomy places the organism in Eukaryota, Metazoa, Chordata, Mammalia, Proboscidea, Elephantidae. The record is from RefSeq and is a predicted model, not a curated record.
AUGGCGAAGCCAAUGGGCGCUCAGCUUUCUCUGGCCUCGCCCCCGCGCGGCGGCCAAUCGCGGCGGGCGGUGGUGGUAAUGCUGUGGGGGCGUGAGGGGGAGGAGGCGGCAGGGGCUGUGGCGGCCGCUCGGGCAGCGUGUGGAGGCGGCCGAGAAAAAGAGAAAGAAAGGAAGGAAGAGGGCGUGGAGUCCUUAGAAGGAGGAGGCGGGACCGGCCGGGCUCCUCACCUCUCUGCGGCGGCGGGCGGCCCGGGAGGCGGUUCCCCCCGGCCCGCGGGCUCCUCAGCUCAGCCGGCCGCCGACCCGCGGCCCCGGGCAGCUGCUGAGGCCACCGGGGUGGCAGCGGCGGGCCGGGGCGUCGGCGGAGGCUGGAGUGGGCGCGGCGGCGACCGCCAUGGCGUUCCUCAAACUCCGCGGACCAGAAAAAUCAGCUCAGCUGAGAUGAAUUAUUUUAUUUGGAGGAAAGCAGGAUGAGAUCUGAAUAAGUACAGGGAAAUUUUGAAUUGGGAAUGGUGAAAGUCAGAAAGAACCUACUUUCUUCCUAAGCAUGUACCAGACCGUUUUGAUUGAUGUUUUCUACUGGUCAAGUUUUGAUGUCCUAUCAAAGAAGAAUAUCCACAAUUAUCUGAAAAGGCUGUUUUGUGACUUGUGGAAUUAAAGAGAGAGAUGCCUGAAAACUAGAGACAGAGAAGUAUAUUUUUCAGAAACGGGAAGAAGGAAGACUAUAGAGCUUGAUAUGGCCCUCAGGAUUUGUUUUUAGGAAGACAGGAGGAAAGGAAGACAUCUCAGGAUCCCAUUUCGAGGGUCCUUUGGCUACAUUUCCGCUGUCAGAACAUUUUCUCCAAGAUUCCUGGGCCAGACACCUGGAUUUCCAGAUGGGUUUUGUAGUCAAGGAGAUUUUUAUAGAGGGGAGGUAUUUCAGUUAUGUAGAAAAGUUCAGUUAUCUAAAGAAUUUAUUUUAUAAAAUACCACAAAACUUUGUGACUUAAAACAACAGCAAUUUAUUACUUUUCAUGAUUUUGUGGACUGACUAGUAUCAGCUGGGUGGUUUUGUUCCACAUGGUGUAGCUGAGGUCACUCAUGGGCUACAUUUAGCUGGAAGCCCGGCUGGGACUAGGACAUCUAAGGUGGCCUCUCAUUCUCUAAUACCUCUCACCAUUUGGUAAUCUAGCCCAAGUUUCUUCAUACCAUGGCAUUUAGCUUCCAAGAAGGAACAUUUCAAGAGGACAAGCCCCAAGAUGCAAGCACUAAUCAAGCCUCUGGUGGCAUCGUUUUGCUAAUGUCUCAUCGGCCAAAGCAAGUCACAUGAUCAAGUCCAGAGUCAGUGUGGGAGGAGGCUACACAAGGGUGCAAGCACCAGGAGGUUUUGUUCACUAGAGGCCACCACUGUAACAAUUUACCACAAGUGAGCAGGGCAAUUUUGCACACCAGGUCUCCUCAAUUGUCAGUGCUUAGGUAUGGAUGCGUAACCUAAGAUCUGGUCCUUGACUUUGCAAUUCCAGAAACUCUAUGUGAUUAGGGGUUCAUGCUUAGCCCCAUGCUUUUAUCUGAAAUUGCCUCUCAUCAUCACUUGAAGACGUGAAUUUAGGUUGUCAUAGUUUUAUCUCAGGACUCUGUUUUCUUGGCCACAGAUGGUUGAACCAGAGUGGACACCUGACCUAUGAUUCUGUUGGCUGAGCUGGCCCAGUUGGACUUUCUCCUAUGACUUUGGAAUGGGAAUACUGAGAGACUAAGACCCAAACUGGUGAAGAGAUUAUAGAAGAUCUAGAUACUCUAAAAUGAGUUUGGAAAUAUAUCUUAACUCCUGAGAUGACUUGAAAAUGAGACUGCUAAACCAUAGUUUAAGUGGUUAAGUGCUAUAGCUGCCAACGAAAAGGUCGGCAGUUCGAAACCGCCAGGUGCUCCUUGGAAACUCUAUGGGGCAGUUCUACUCUGUCCUCUAGGGUCACUAUGAGUCAGAAUCGACUCGACGGCAGUGGUUUUAAACCAUAGUUAUAAAGAGAUUGGCUGCUAACCAAAAGGUUGCCAGUUUGAAUCCACCAGCUGCUUCUUGGAAACCCUAUGGGCAGUUCUACUUUGUCCUAUAGGGUCGCUAUGAGUUGGAAUCAACAUGGUGGCAACGGGUAUUCACUAGUGGAUGUAUGUUUCUGCUCAUUCUCUUAUGCUCCAUGACAAUAUCUAGCUGCAAAGGAGGCUGGGAAAUGUAAUCUUUAGCUGAGUAGCCAUGCACCCAACUACUAUGAAAGAAGGAGAAAAUAUAUUUUAGUGAAGACUUAGCUGCUGCCUCCUUCCCCCCUACCCUCUCCCCAUGCAGCAUAUAGUGUUCAAUUCAUGGUUACCUUUCAGGAGGGAGAAAGACAAGAGUGUAUUCAGAGGGAGUAAACAGGAUGAUGAAGGCCUUAAAAUCAGGCCAUAAGCAGAUUGGUUGAACACUUGGGGAUUGUUAUAUUGAAUAUUUAGGAAAUGAAAUGGCUGCCUUUGAAUGUUUUAUGUGCAAAAAGAGAUAAAGGCUAUUCUCUACAGCCUCCAGGAGUAAAUAUAAGAUAAUGAGAGGAAGCUAACCAGUAACCAGUUGCCAUCAAGUCAGUUCUUGACUUGUGGCUCAGAGAAAUAUAUUUAUGUUCAUUAAAAGAAAAGAAGAUUCUAGCAGAGUUGUCCAGAAUGAUUUACACCUCAGGUACAUUUUGAACUAGAAGAGACAAAAAAAAAAAAAAAAGUUUAUUGAGUACCUAUUAUGUGCUCGACACUAUUGAGGCACUUUCACAGAUUUGUUGCAUCCAACUCUGAGAGUCUAUUGCAGCUCCACAUACUUUUCUCCAAACCCUAUUUUUUGUGACUCACUGACAAGCCUACAAAGACCAUAUAUGAGUUAAAUUUGUGGGGUAGAACAUCCUAGGAUAAACCCUGGAGGGUGUUGUGUAUGUUCAAGUUGUGAGUUCUGUGGUAGAUGGAGAAGUUGGCCAGGGUGCGGAAAGAAGGAAGCAUAUCACUUAGUUAUUUUCUGAUUUUCAGCGGCAACCUGAGGUCUUCCAGAAGGGGUUAUAUAGUCCUGACCAGCACAGCUUUGUGGCGGCCCUCCUGUCUGCCAUAUUAUCACACUGGUGAGCCCAGAGAGUGCUGCCAAGAAGUAUGAGAGGGCUGCUUUGAAAGCUCUGUCCAAUGUACGAAUAUCCAGUGUCUUCCACAUAGCUCCUGUGGGUACUGGUGGGAGACAAGAUACCUUUCUUGAUAUGAGUUCCUGGUGGUUUACUGGAGUCAACAAGAGUGUUUUGUUAUUCCUUGUACUUCUGGAUCCAAAGUUCUAAGGGAACAGAGGGGCCCCCAAAUCUGCAAUUGACAUAAACAAAUUAAAGUGACAGAGUAACAGGAAAUGGGCCAGGGCGCAGAAACAAAGAUGUUCACCAGAACCAUGGGGCAGGGUAUCAGAAACUAGCCCACAAACUUCUUUAAAGUUGUCUCUCAGAAGCAGCCAGAUGAAACAAGCCCCCAGAGACAUGCCCCCAGAGACACAAGACACGCGUAGAACAUUGACCUGUGACUGCUGUGUGACCUUUCACCAGGGGCAGCGAAGGGUGCAGCUGCAGCUGGGUAUCGAACUCAGGGAGUGAGAGACUGUGCAGGCAUGACACCCCAUAAUAAGUCCUACUGUGAAUCCCAGAGGCCUAUGGACAGGAGCCAUCUUAGAAAGCAGCUGCGCGUGCACCUUAGGUAGCCUAUCCCCACCCAAAACCGGCUAGUUGCCAGAAAACCCCACCUAUGCCCCUGAAUAAACAUGAAUCUUUUUCCUGCUCAAGUAUUUUUAAAAGCCCUUGAAGUCCUUCGUUCCGUGAGACGGGGAUAAGCGUUGCCUAGGCCUUCCUUAUCUCUGCUUGCAAGCCUCUUCAAUAAAGCUUUGCUGGUGUGCCUUACCUGCUCAUUCUUGACCAGCGAGAGGCAAAAACCUUAUUUAAUUAAAGGCAUAGAGACUCUGGCAACAGUUCUGAAUCUCCUAAAUAUUUCUACUUGUUUGUCUUUGAUUGAACACUCACCUCGGUCAAUCCUAAGCUCUAAUAUUAUGCUGGUCUACCAGGAUGGACACUAAGUGACAAAGUUUUAGGAAGAGACCCUAAAACUUUAAACCUCCUUGAAGCUUGUUAUAAACUUCAGUGUUUAUGUGCCCACAAGUAAGAAUUUCCACACUUCCCUGGGAAGUUGGGGAAGAGCUAAGAGAUUGAAGUAGAAAUGUAUUUGGACAUAAAAAUAUUUUAGUCAAGCUGUGAAGAAGCUGCACAGGGGAUGAUUUGAGGCCCCUGGAGCCAUCAAGUAGCAUGAUGGUGACAAUACUGUUUGGAGAACAAGGGUGUCCUUUGUGAACAGUUCUUCACACUUACCCACACUCCACCUUCCAGCCCUGUCUCUGUGUCUUUUAAAUCUAGUACUUCAGAUUUGGUUAGAUGAUAAUAGACGCUUGUCAUGCCCAAGUGAAAGGUUCCAGAGGGAGGUUGGAAGGGUCUUAUAACCCUGAGGAAGAAAGGGGAUGUUUACAGUCCAGUUGAACCUAUCCAUCUAAAGAGCUUUAGGCAGCUUCCUCCCAGUUGGCCUAAUGGAAAGCACACUUCAUCACAGCAAGUGACAGUUUUGUCUCAAAAAAAACACAGAAGGUAGACUCAAAUGAAAAAGGCAUAUUCUUUCAAUUCACUUCCUAAGGCCCUCUUACCUUUUGUCUUUAGCCUACUUGUAAUAAGUGCUAUCAAAUUAGCCAAGAAUGACUCUAUCUGAGCAUCCAAGAGUAGGGGCCUGUCUACAGAAAUUAGUGCCUAUGGCAAUUAGUUUUAAAUGGCUGAAUGAUCUCUCACAGCUGGCAGUGGAAACUUCGAUGGCCAAUAGAAACUGCUCAUUAGAGCCCCUCCUCAAGCUGCACUGAGGGUACACACCCUACUUGCCAUACCUUAGUUACACCUCUGUCAAGAGGAGUGAAACCAAAGAGAUUGUGAGUAUGAUGUCAUUUCUCCUCAUAAGGAUUAUUUCCUUGUUCUAGAUUGCAAAAAGUGAAAUUAUUAUGUUAAAAGAUAUGAACAUUGUUAAGGACCUUGAUACGUGUUGCUGAACUGCCUUCUUGAAAAGUAGUACCAGAUCAUGACACUGAACUCAAGUUCCUUAUAGACCCACUGGUGUCUUUGGACAAUUUCUCAUAGUACCUUAGCAUUGUGUGUUUCUAAAGCUAACAAAAGAAAACAGUUAUACUAUAUUCCUGAAUCUUAACACCAGCUCCCAUUCUUACAAUUUAACCCUAACAUUGAUACUUAGAACUCUUUGCCCUACUCACUCUAGGGACUGAGUGUACUUCAAAAAUUAAUAUUAGAAUAAGUCCUUAUAUGUAAAGCUCUCAUUCCAGGAUUAUACCAGCCUGAAUAUAUACCCACUACACCAGCCAUACUCUUGACAUGAACUUAGCACAUCAACUGGCAGCAUUUUGUUUUUGGAAAAAAUAAAGACAUGUUCCUGAGGAAUCUCAGGGUGCCUCCUACAUGUACUUUUUAAAAUGUGCUUGUCAUUAAAGUAUUUGCAUUGUGUGUAGUCCCUUGAUGCGGAAAUAGACAAAGGAAAAAAGGAGACUUUGUUAUUCAUUGCUGUAUUUCAGCACCAAGAACAAUGCGGGGCACAUAGUAGAAGCUCAAUAAAUAUUUGUUAAAUGAGUGAAA